AUUCAGCAUCAGCCAUAAAUAAUUAAUGACUGAGUUCUUUGGUCAUCACAGACAUUUGCAUAGCGUCAAUUAACUUUGCCAGGUGGCAUAUAAAUUUGCACUGUCAAUACUCAGAAAAAAAUAUUAGCAUUACAAAUUAACAGGUAUAAAUAACUAUUGUUUUUAAUGUGCACAGUUUAAAUUCAUAUGUGGAAAAAAGUCAGAGAAUCUUGCGUGAAAUUCGAUAAUUCCUCUUCAGUCCAUGCCACAACAUCAAAAGUCACCUGAUUCUUUUCAAAAUGAAAGAUUAGUAUACAGCUGAAGUGCUAAAAUGAAAAGGAAAAUAAAAUUUCCUGCACUGAUCACAUUAUAUGGACUGGGUCCAACUGGAGUUCCUAUGUGAAGCAAGUCGCACUGUGGAAAGGUUUGGACUUCUCGGAGGAAAGCUGAGGUUUCCUAGCCAUCACGUUGUGGCCCAAGCUAGAAGGGAUGAGAACGAUGAUGGCGAUUAUUCCUUUCGAAGCGAAAGAAGAGGAAAGGAAAACUAUGAUGACUCAGCUAGAGAUUAUGACAGCCAAGAUAGACGUGGUACCCAAAAACCUGAAAACUUAUUUGAGUCUUAUGAGGAACUUUUACAAAGGAAACGUGCCCAAGAGAAAAGAUACCGAGGAUUUGAUGACCCAGACUCUAGGGCAGACAGACCUAUGAGAUUGAAUGCGCCACAGUAUAAACAGCAGUCUAGAAGUGAUGGCUACCUCAGCCGGAGAUAUGAUGAUGAGGAUUAUGAUAGUUUUAGAAGAAAUCGACCAAGAGGCAGGAGAGAAAAGAGCUUUGAAUCAAAGCGUGUUCGUUUCCAUGGUGAUGAUGACUUGGAUGAUGAUGCAUGGGUGAAACCUAGAAGAAGACUUGAUUAUUAUGAUGACGAUGAGGAGGAAGAUGACGAUCUAUCAGAGUGGGUUCGUAAGAGAGGGAAAAGACCACAGCGAAGAAACAGUGCUCAUCUACCAAACAGGGAACCUCAGGAAGAAACUCUUCAGCGAAGCAAAACAGACACUAGCAUCAGAUCACAGUCAGCACCUCUGGAAGGAGCUGGAAUAAUAGGAGGUUCACAGGAGUCCAGGAGUGAAAAGGCCAGGAAACAGGAACAGUAUAAGAAAGAACUUCAACAACAAAUGCAAGAACAGGCUGAUAUCAAGAAAAGAGAGAAAAUGCUUCAUUUAGGAGUUGAGCAAAAUGGUGGCAGGCCACUGAACUCUCAGCUUGAGAGAACACCUCCAGAUGUUAACAGAAGAUCACAUCCGCCCCAAUCACAAGGCUAUGACAUGUCCCUGGCCAAUCAUGGACCUAGUUCCAGACCUCCUCCUCACCCUGCCAUCCAUACAAAUCCAUAUGAUGACCCCUAUUACUACUAUGGGGCACUGGAGAUGGGAGCUUCUGUGGGUGGGCCUAUGAACAUCUCCAGAGGGACUGGACAACCAAGCAUGGGAGGUCUAAGGCUUGAUGCUGGAAUAUCUGGAGGUAUUGCCAAACCUUUCAAAGAUCUUACUUUUUUUCUGUGAUUGCUUUACCAAUUUUAAGAAAUGCCUCUACAUAUAAUUUUAUCCUUCUUUUGUCAACAACAGUGCUUUUUGAUCAGAAAAACAGCAUUGAUAAUAUGAAUAAUACUGUCCACCUAAU
Orbicella faveolata is the source of this 1656-nucleotide messenger RNA. RefSeq names its product centrosome and spindle pole-associated protein 1-like. Gene Ontology annotation, biological process: positive regulation of cytokinesis. Gene Ontology annotation, cellular component: centrosome; spindle pole; microtubule. Lineage: Eukaryota; Metazoa; Cnidaria; Anthozoa; Scleractinia; Merulinidae. The record is from RefSeq and is a predicted model, not a curated record.